ACUCGCCUGUAAACACAACGUGACUUCACUUCAGGGAAACUUCAGCUGAUUUGACUCUGAAGCAUUUGAAUAGAAUCACAGCUCUGACUCGAUCGUUAGCUACAACAGAGCUAACAGGCUAAUCGAGCUUUUCCUCUGGUGGUGAUUCCGCUCAUUCGGGGGGAAUGGAGAAGGCUAAACAAGAUGCGUUCGACAGUGCCCGGCUCCAAGUGAUCAAAGACGGCUACGAGAGAGCCUUCGAGAGCAUCAACGAGGGACUGACGGUGGACGAGGCCGGGGACAAGGCCCGGGCGCUGGAGCUCUACAAGCGGGGGCGGCAGCACCUCCUCCGGGCCAUCAGCGUCCCCUCGGGGGGGGAGGAGUGUGCCGGCGGCUCCUGGGAAUCCGCCAGGCAGAUGCAGCAGAAGAUGAAGGAGACGCUGAACAACAUCACGACCCGUCUGGCCAUACUGGAGACCAGCUCUGACCUGGCAUCCGCCCCCCUGCUGAGCGCCACCGCCGAGUCUGACCCUGAAGGCCUCUACCCAGAUCUCCCAACCAAAGACAAGCCAGAGAGGCCAGCUCCACCAAAUGUACUUUCAGCUAAUGGUGAUUCAGCAGGAGCUGUGGGAGGGAAGCCUGGGUGCAGUGGUGCAGGCCUCCCUCUCUCCCCCAGCAAGCAGCCAGUGGGGCCGGCCGAGCAGCCUCCAGCUUACUCCCCCCAGGCGGCCGAUGGCCACCUGUCCAUCUCUUAUGGAACGGAUGAAGGGGAGAUGUCGGUGGUCGGGGAUGAGUUCUACAGUCGCACCUCCAACACCACGCCGUCCCCCCAGAGCGUGGGCGAGGAGGGGGAGGAGCUGUUGUACAUCCCUCACGGGGUGCAGAUAUUCUUUGUGACACCCGAAGGUCAAGUGAGCGCUCCGUCGUACCCGGGCUACCUGCGGCUGGUCAAGUUUACUGGGGAUCACUCCGACAGCACGCCAAACCGCCCACCCGCCUUUCUGCAGGUGUGCGACUGGCUGUACCCACUCAUGGCCGUGGACUCUCCAGUGCUGCUGUGUAACACUGGGGUGUUUAUGUUUCCGGACAUGAUGGCACCAGCUCCAGGUUACUACGUCGGGGUGGUGCUGUCCUCUGAGCUGCCUUCUUCAAACAGACAACUGUUCCAGGACCUGCUGUCCCAGAUGACAGAUCUCAGGGUCCAGGAUCCAGAUGAAGCAGCAGACGCCAUCAAUCUCAGUCAGAAAGUGCCCAUAGUCACACCUGAGGAGACUGCACCGGCUGAGACAGAUGAGGAAAAACCUUUGCCCGAGUGGAGUGAAAAAGUGGCAAGUGGGAUCCUGACCGGUGCGUCCUGGUUAAGCUGGGGUCUGGUGAAAGGAGCCGAGUACACGGGCAAGGCCAUCCACAAAGGGGCGUCCAAACUCCGAGAACACAUCACUCCAGAGGACAAACCCACCCACGUCAGCCCCACGGUCACCAAGGGCCUCCAUGUUGCCAAGCAGGCGACGGGUGGAGCGGUCAAAGUCAGCCAGUUUCUAGUGGACGGGGUGUGUACCGUCGCCGGCUGCGUGGGGCGAGAGCUGGCGCCGCAUGUGAAGAAACACGGAGGAAAGCUGAUCCCGGAGUCUAUGAAGAAGGACAAGGAUGGGCGCUCCAACAUAGACGGAGCUAUGGUGGUGGCGGCCAGUGGAGUGCAAGGAUUUGCAACCAUGUGGACUGGUUUAGAAGUGGCAGCAAAGAACAUCACCGUCAGUGUUGCAUCAGAAACGGUCACAACAGUCAAGCACAAAUUUAGGGGUCUACAAAACGCCUUUGAAACACCUAAUGAGAAGAAGUACGGGGCGGCAGCGGGUCAAGCCACGGACAGCGCUGUCAACUCGGCCAUUAACGUGGGCCUCACUGCCUUCAACAUCGACAACCUGGGGAUCAAAGCUGUGGUGAAAAGGACUGGGAAGCAAACGGCAAAGGCCAUUUUGGAAGACUACAAGCUUCAGGAAAAACCAGAGAACGAGAAGCAACUGGAGAAAAUGCACAAAUAGCCGACAGUGCCCGUCGUCGUUCCCCCAGCAACGCCUUAAACAACGUUUUUAUUCUUCUACCAAAGGAAUUUAUAUUUAAUAUGUUUGAUUAUAAAACACAUGUAGAAGACAACUACUGUUAUAUUCAUAUCCUCUUUAUCCUUUGGUACAACUCUUGAGCACUUUAAGUUUUAUGCAAAACAAGGUAGAUGGACCUAAAUGUGGAGAAACUGAAGGUUGGAUAACCCAAAUUAAACCAAUAUCUAUAUAUAUUUAUAUUAUAUACACAAUAUAAUAUCAGGUAUAAAAUAACACUGCGGUUUGUACUCGGAACUUGUUGAGUGGUUUUUGACUAAAUACUGGAAUCUCUCUUUAAUCUUUAAGACACAUCUGUGUGCGAGUUGGUAGGGUAAGUGCAAUUUGAAUUUAAAAAGAAAAAGACCGAAAAUGACUUGCUUUAUGUUAUUAUAUUAAUAUAAUAUGAUUAUAAUUUAUAUCUAUAGAUGUAUAGAUAUAAUUAAUAUAUAACUGUUUCAGAUCAAAAGCCGUUGCUAAAGUGAUGUUUUUCCCCUAAGAUGAGUAGUAACCACUGCUGCUGACUGUGCCUGCAAGUAUUUAACAAAAUGUGAAAUUGACUGUUUUGCGAAAAAGAUGCUGUCAAACUUGUCCGGAGUCUAUAAUGUAUUUUUGUGAAACCUUUAAUAUGUAGCAGGAGCUGUUGCUGUCUAAAGCUGUAAAACGGAUGAGUUCCUAUUCA
Limanda limanda (common dab) is the source of this 2757-nucleotide messenger RNA. RefSeq names its product spartin b (gene spartb). Gene Ontology annotation, biological process: negative regulation of BMP signaling pathway; cell division. NCBI's taxonomy places the organism in Eukaryota, Metazoa, Chordata, Actinopteri, Pleuronectiformes, Pleuronectidae. Gene Ontology annotation, cellular component: plasma membrane. The record is from RefSeq and is a predicted model, not a curated record. The transcript has 9 exons. The coding region runs from base 165 to 2021 and encodes 618 amino acids.